CCGGAACCGAGCCAGGAGAUACCCGGGAGAGGACAGGUCCUCUCCCCAUCUGGUUCCACCUGGGCUCUCCUCCACCUCUCCAGGUGUGAAGACUCUUACUUAGACCACUGCCACCAUGACAGGCCUCCCAACCCCACCUCCCCCAAAAGCAGAAGAACUGAUGUCCACUCCACUACUACAAGCCACUGAAACCCUGACUCCUACAGCUGUUGCCAACACUGCAGUCAUUGCAGUUGUUAUCACCGUGGUCUUCAUCACCCUGCUGUCAGUCCUGAUUGUCAUCAUCAUUUACCUGUACAAGAACAAAGGCAGCUACAUUACCUACGAGCCCCCAGAAGGAGAAGCCAGCGCAACUCUGCAAAUGGACAGUGACUCAGUCCAAGGGAAGAAGGAGGAAUAUUUCAUCUGAUGACUCCCACGCUCCCAAAGAACACCUCUGGCCUCUAAGUGCAAGACUGAGUGCUUAAUUUAUCAGUUGAAAGAUGCAUCUGAAGCCAGAGAGAGGUAGUGAUAAUGGGCAAGUCUGUGCUCUCUCCAGGUCAGGAUCCAGGGACACUCCCAACCAGAGUGCCAGCAGCAGAGACCCAGGGGACAAAGGGAAAUAGAGAAAGCAGAUUCUGGUGUCUUUAGCUAGGCCUCUGUCAUGGAUCUUAACGUCAUAGGCCAAAUGGCCUUUAUAACUAGACAGGGUAGGACUAACCAUUUUAUCCAGUAA
This is a messenger RNA of Trichosurus vulpecula (common brushtail), 715 nucleotides long. RefSeq names its product small cell adhesion glycoprotein (gene SMAGP). NCBI's taxonomy places the organism in Eukaryota, Metazoa, Chordata, Mammalia, Diprotodontia, Phalangeridae. The coding region runs from base 116 to 409 and encodes 97 amino acids. The record is from RefSeq and is a predicted model, not a curated record. The transcript is spliced from 4 exons.